AUGUCGACCGGUUUUGAUGAUUUGUUGAAUCAGACGCACAAACUUAGGGCGGAAAUGGAGAUUGGGGAGGAUUUUCCGAGAAUCGAAAGAAAUUUAGUUCAAAUCCGUGAUGCCGCCUUUAAAAUGGCCACGAAGACCCCGUCAUUUAACGCAGAAAAAACUGACAUCAAAGCGGCCUUGUUACUGAGUUCCCGUGGUUAUGAUGUCAGCAAAUCUACUCAAAAGUUGGAAAGUCUGAACAGGACAAAAACUUUUGAACCUCUGGAACCGAUAAAAGAUGUCGACAUACAGGCUUUUUUAAAAAAUGAAUACGAGAAUGCAGUUCUAACAGCAGUCGAACAUACAAAGAAAAAAACAUUUGAGGAGGCCACUGAAGCGCAUUGGGAGAUGCACGAGAGAGAGUGGGAGAAGGAGAAAAGAAAAAUUAUGAACUCUCUGGUAGAUUUGGCAGAUGAAAAUCUAGAUUUUUCCACCGUUUCAGAGCAGUCAUUUAGUAGGACAAUGCCCAUGGAUGUUAGUUGCAGAAAAGUGGAGGAGCAGAUGGGUGAUAACGUUAUCUAUUUCGUGCAGAUACAGCAGUACAACGAGUCUUCCAUGAAAGCCGAUGCGAGGAAUGUUUUACUGGAUGCCAUUAAAAAACUCGAUGAUCAGAACCUGCAAGAAACAUGGUGGAUGGUGGAUAGCCUGUCAAGCAUUACGGGCACAUCAACCAAUAAAUUCUCUUCCUCUCACAGAUCCUCACCAUCUUACCAGUCGUCUCUCAUUCGCCAGUCUCUCUCUCACCUUGAAAAAACUAACGUCAAACAGAUGGAACGUUUGGUGUCGAUGAACUUGCAAUAUGCUCAGAGGGGAGGAAUACCUGGCACCUACAACCUCAUCAAGAGUUUGUUCAACAUUAAGUUCGGUGCCGGUGGACGUGGUGCUAGCUAUGAGAAUGAUUUGAUUGAUGGCUAUCCUGCCUGGGCCUUUGUGUAUCACUGUUUGAGAUCUGGCGAUAAGGCAGCUAUCAAUCAAGUUAUCAAUAAAUCAAGAAACGUCAUUGGCGAUUUUGCAAACUACCUCACAGAGUACACCUCAUCAGAUGAUAGAAGAUUGUCGGCUGGCUCUGAAAGAGAAGUGAGAUUGCAGUAUAGGAGAACCAUUUCCUCAUCUAAGGACCCAUAUAAGAGAAUUGUGUACUGUGUAGUAGGCAGAUGCGACUGUAAUGACGAUCACGCCGAUGUAGCGACGACAACGGAUGAUUACCUGUGGCUGAAACUUUCACAAGUUGUCGUCGCUCUCGACAGUAACGACUUCUCAAACACCGUUGAUACUUUAUCACUGGGCCAGCUACAGAUCAUGUUGUUUGAGACUUAUGGAGAAAACCACUUCAACGCCAGUCAGGACCCGUUACUCUACUUCCGUAUUCUCAUGCUAGUUGGUCUCUUCGAGGCAGCCAUUGAGUUUCUAUCGAGAUUCGACGUCUACCGGGAUGUGUCCGUUCACAUUGCCAUCGUCAUGAAUGCCUGCAACCUCCUGCUGUUGCCUGCUAAUGUCAAUUCCCAUCUCUUAACGAGAGACCAAUCAGACGGCCACCCAAUCAGACGACUGAAUUUCGCGCGACUAAUCAUGCUGUACGCUUCAAAAUUUGAACGCUCCAACCCAAUCAAAGCCGUCCAUUAUUAUUACCUCCUGAACGAUCUGACCAAUCAGGAAGGAGAUAAUUUGUUCGACUCGUGCAUCAGUGAAGUUGUCAUCAACACCAGAGAGUAUGAUCUUCUGCUGGGCCAGUUGCAGUUGGAUGGUUCAAGGAAGCCGGGGCUACUUGAUCAGUUGAAUGUCAAUGUCAACAAAAUUAUCGAAAAGGUUGCUAAAGAGCUUGAGAGUACUGGUCAGUUGAAUGAUGCGGUCAUCUUGUAUGAUCUUUGCAAGAACCAGACAAAAGUGAUCGACCUGUUGAACAAAUUACUGUCUCAAAUUAUAUCAUCUCCUACUAGACGGUCAAGUGACAACAUCAAAAAAAUUGCCAUCUCUGUAGCUGAGAGGUUGCAGGGCUCCGGUACGGCAUCCAUUCCUAACGUAGCAACGUUCCACUUGCUUCUUGACCUCAUGACGUUUUUCAGUUACUACUACGAAAAUUGCAUUGAAGAUGCUUACAAUGUGAUAAAGGAGUUGAAGAUAAUAUCCCUGACCGAAGACUCAUUAGAGGAUAGACUGAAGAACGUGGGGACCUUGUCAGAUGAGGUUAGGAGGUGUCUUCCUAAUGUACUGCUGGCCACUGCCACCAUAAUUACCCAGCUGUUCAAUCGAGUCAUCGGUCCCAUCGUUAACGACCCUGCCACCAGUAACAAUCUUCUGAGGAGGUACAGAUACGAGAUGCAUUGUCUGGUGUCCUUUUGUGGCUCCAUGCCCUACAGAAUGCCCGCCGACGUCACUGCCAGACUGGUUCAGUUCGAAGCGUCAAUCAAAUGA
Helobdella robusta is the source of this 2451-nucleotide messenger RNA. RefSeq lists its product as hypothetical. Gene Ontology annotation, cellular component: nuclear pore. Bases 1 to 2451 code for a protein of 816 amino acids. Lineage: Eukaryota; Metazoa; Annelida; Clitellata; Rhynchobdellida; Glossiphoniidae. The record is from RefSeq and is a predicted model, not a curated record. Gene Ontology annotation, molecular function: structural constituent of nuclear pore. The transcript is spliced from 22 exons. Gene Ontology annotation, biological process: poly(A)+ mRNA export from nucleus; protein import into nucleus.